AUGGCGGAGGGAGAGCGGGCGGAGAACGGCAACGGGGGCGGAGGCGGAGGGAGCGCCGAGCGGCCGCCGCAGGAAGGGGAGCCGGGGGCGCUGGAGCGAGCCGAAGCCCUCAAGACGCAGGCGAACGAUUACUUCAAAGCGAAGGACUAUGAGAAUGCAGUCAAGUAUUACUCCCAGGCCAUUGAACUCAACCCCACCAAUGCCAUCUAUUACGCUAACCGCAGCUUGGCCUACCUGCGGACGGAGUGCUAUGGCUACGCCCUGGCCGAUGCCACCAAGUCCAUCGACUUGGACAAAAAGUACAUCAAGGGCUACUACCGCCGAGCGACCAGCAACAUGGCCCUGGGGAAGUUCAAGGCGGCGUUGCGGGAUUACGAGACGGUGGUCAAGGUGAAGCCGAACGAUAAGGACGCCAAGAUGAAGUAUCAGGAGUGCCACAAGAUUGUGAAGCAGAAAGCCUUCGAGCGCGCCAUCGCCAGCGACGAGCACAAGCGUUCCGUGGUCGAUUCCCUGGACAUCGAGAAUAUGACCAUUGAGGACGAGUACAGUGGCCCGAAGCUGGAGAACGGGAAGGUGACCUUGGAAUUCAUGAAGGAACUGAUGCAGUGGUACAAGGAUCAGAAGAAGCUGCACCGGAAAUGUGCAUAUCAGAUUUUAGUACAGGUAAAAGAGGUGCUAUCAAAACUCCCCACCCUUGUAGAAACCACGUUAAAAGAGACGGAGAAGAUUACCGUCUGCGGAGACACCCACGGGCAAUACUAUGACCUCCUGAAUAUAUUCGAGCUGAACGGGCUGCCCUCGGAAUAUAAUCCAUACCUAUUCAACGGGGAUUUUGUCGACCGCGGUUCCUUCUCGGUGGAGGUGAUACUAACCCUCUUUGGUUUCAAGCUGCUCUAUCCAGAUCAUUUCCACUUGCUCCGAGGGAACCACGAAACGGACAACAUGAACCAGAUCUACGGCUUCGAAGGCGAAGUCAAAGCCAAGUACACGGCCCAGAUGUUUGAGCUCUUCAGCGAAGUCUUUGAAUGGCUGCCCCUGGUGCACUGCAUCAACGGGAAGGUGUUGAUAAUGCACGGUGGGCUCUUCAGCGAAGAUGGUAUCAUGUUAGACGACAUCCGGAAGAUUGAGAGGAAUCGUCAACCUCCAGACUCAGGUCCCAUGUGUGACUUGUUGUGGUCAGAUCCUCAACCCCAGAACGGCCGGUCGGUCAGCAAGCGGGGCGUCAGCUGCCAGUUCGGCCCGGACGUCACGAAGAGCUUCCUGGAAAGCAACCACCUCGACUACAUCAUCCGAAGCCACGAGGUGAAGGCCGAGGGCUACGAGGUGGCCCACGAGGGGAAGUGCGUCACGGUCUUCUCGGCCCCCAACUACUGUGACCAGAUGGGCAAUAAGGGGGCCUACAUCCAUUUGCAAGGCUCAGACCUGCGGCCGGAGUUCCACCAGUUCACAGCAGUGCCUCAUCCGAACAUUAAGCCAAUGGUUUACGCCAACUCGCUGCUGCAGCUGGGGAUGCUAUAA
Molecule: messenger RNA, 1518 nt
Organism: Protobothrops mucrosquamatus (brown spotted pit viper)
Lineage: Eukaryota; Metazoa; Chordata; Lepidosauria; Squamata; Viperidae
Product: serine/threonine-protein phosphatase 5
Exons: 13
Coding region: 1-1518 (505 amino acids)
Cellular component (GO): nucleus; cytosol
Molecular function (GO): protein serine/threonine phosphatase activity; protein binding
Source: RefSeq, a predicted model, not a curated record